This is a messenger RNA of Penicillium subrubescens, 993 nucleotides long. Its product is annotated as YeeE/YedE family protein. The record is from RefSeq and is a predicted model, not a curated record. Bases 1 to 993 code for a protein of 330 amino acids. Lineage: Eukaryota; Fungi; Ascomycota; Eurotiomycetes; Eurotiales; Aspergillaceae. The transcript is spliced from 2 exons. Gene Ontology annotation, cellular component: plasma membrane.
AUGUUCACCCCUGUUCACACCUCUCUCGGUGCCCUGCUACUCUUUCAGGGUUCAUCGGGGUUACUCGUUCAUAACGGAGCGGUCUUCGGUAUCUCCUCACUCCUCUCUGGAUCAGUCUUCAAUCCAAACCAAGACAAUGUCCCGAUUAUCGCGGGCCUGGUCUCCAGCGUCCUGCCAGUGUACUUCCUGGCCCCGUCCUUGAUCCCGAGCUAUCCUGCUGCUCCGCACACCUUGGCCUCGGCAGUGGCAACGCUGGGCGUGGGCAUGUUACUAGGCUGGGGGACAAAGAAUGGCUGUGGCUGUACCUCGGGCCAUAUGCUUUGUGGUCUUUCCCGCCUCUCGCCACGCUCGUUGAUUUCAACCGCUCUCUUCUUCACAACCGCCCUGAUCACAGCAAACGUCGUCGCAGGUGGUUCCAAUAUCCCGGCUUGUGGUGAUCUCCCAUGCUACACUCCAGUCUACCCAUCCUCGCCGGAGAUCGUCUUCAUGGCCGGGUCACUGCUCCUAUCAACCAUCACGAACUUCUUCAUCGUUCCAAAGGCACUGCAACGAUCAGAGGAAAACAAGACUCUCUUCGCGUACCUAGCAGGGUUGGAGUUUGGACUUGGUCUGUUGAUCUCGGGGAUGGCUGAUUCCGCCAAAGUUUUGCGCUUCUUCGCCAUCGCGACGGACCCCUCUCGUUGGGAUCCGUCGUUGGCAUUGAUAAUCCUGUUUGGAAUCGGUCCAUCGCUGGUAGCAUACUUGACUCAUAAGCCGGGUCAGAAGUUGGAGAAGGAACAUGAACCUGCAAAGCCUACGCUAGCCGAGAAGUGGCGACUGCCCACAGCUACGGUGGCCGAUAUCAACUGGCGUUUCGUUGCUGGCUCGGUCGCCUUCGGUGUUGCCUGGGGUCUCCAAGGAGUGUGUCCUGGUCCGAGCAUUCUCCGCUCGGUCCUUCAGCCUACCUGGGGACUGGCGACGAUGACCGGAUACAUGCUGGGCAAUUUGUUUUAG